AUGAAUGGUAUGGGUCUAUAUGAUAAUAUUUACUCACCUGGAUUAUUCGUUUCAAAGGAUGGUAAUUUAAUGAUAGCAGCAUAUGUUGAUGAUUGUAUAAUUGCUGCUAGAACAGAUCAAGAAUUAGAUGAAUUUAUAAAUACAUUGGAAAAACAAUUCUCAAUAAAAAUAGUUGGUGGAAUGAAAAAUAAUAUGCUUAAUACAGAUAUUUUGGGAAUGGAUUUGAAUUAUGAUUAUGAAAAAGGGGAGAUAGCAUUAAGCAUGACUAGCUAUAUAAAGAGAUUAGAAAAGGAACAUCCAAUGAUAUUAAAUGAUAAAUUAAAAGAAGAAAUGAUUCCAGAUAUUGAUAAGUUUAAAAUAAAUCCAAAACAAGAUAAAUUAAUUAUGACUAAAGAGGAAUACAAGAAGAAAGUAAGAUAUUUACAAGAGUUAAUCGGUAAAUUAAAUUAUAUUAGGUCUAGAGGAAGAAUUGAUAUAGAAUGUGCAGUAAGUAAAAUGGCUCGAUUAGUUUUAUAUCCUCAUAAAAAGGUAAUUGAGUUAACCGAACAAAUACUAAAAUAUGUUUAUAAAACACAAGAUACAAAGACUGUUUUUAAAAGAGAAGAAGUAGAAAAUAUAUCAAACAUCACGGUGAUUUCAGAUGCUUCGCUAGCAUCUGAAUUUGAUCUUAAAUCAAGAUGUGGUGCAUUAAUAUGGUUAGGAAACAAUUUUUUCCAUGGAUUUUCAAAAAAAUCAUCAAUUUUAUGUACAUCAUCAGCAGAAGCUGAAUUAGAUGCCAUAAAUCAGGCUGAGAAAAUUGCAUUGCUAUUAAAAUUGAAAUUAGAAAAGAUGAUGGAUUUUAAAAACAUAAGAAUAUGUGUAAUUACUGAUUCCAAACCAGCAUUGGACUGGUUGAAACAAGAUUAUUUUAAAGCAAGAACCAAAUUUUUGGGACUUAGAAUUGAAAGAUUAAAAGAAAGAAUAUUAGAUUCAGACUUAAGUCUAAGAAAAAUCAGUGGAAAAGAAAAUCCUGCAGAUCCAUUAACAAAAUCCACUACUAAUAAAGAUAUAAAUAAAUUAAGAAUGAUUGUACAACAUGAAUUAACACCCAAAGAGUUGCUUCCAAUCACUGUCCUCUGGAAUGCUGGUAAUGGAAAUCAUUAA
Molecule: messenger RNA, 1143 nt
Organism: Arxiozyma heterogenica
Lineage: Eukaryota; Fungi; Ascomycota; Saccharomycetes; Saccharomycetales; Saccharomycetaceae
Product: Ty1/Copia family ribonuclease HI
Exons: 1
Coding region: 1-1143 (380 amino acids)
Source: RefSeq, a predicted model, not a curated record